GGUGGCGGGAUCGCAGGCCUCACACUUGCCGUCGCACUUGGCCAUUUCGCGAAGAAUCAGGGCAACACCGCUCCGCCCGAAGUGCACUUGUACGAGUCCGGCCCCGAGAUCACCACCGUCGGCGCAGGCAUAUCGGUAUGGCCGCGGACGUGGGCUGUCAUGCGCGCACUCGGGCUGUACGACGACCUCUCUCGCGCCUCGGUGCAGGCGGCGGGACGGCUCCGACUUCGCCCAGAGACUGCAUUCGUAUUCCGGAAAUCAAAUCAGCCGCACGAGGGGUACGAGUUCGGCAGGGCGGUGGUCCCCAACGGCUCGACCACGAUGCACCGCGCCGACAUGGUCGACGUGCUCGUCAAGCACAUCCCGUCCUCCUGCACGAUCCACACCUCCAAGCGCCUCCUCAGCUACACCUCCGCCGCCGCCGACGCGGGCGGCACGCUCGUCUACACGCUCCACUUCGCGGACGGCUCGACGGCCGAGGCGGACGUCGUCGUCGGCGGGGACGGUAUCAAGUCCAAGGUGCGCGCGGCGAUGUAUGACUCUGCGCAUGCGCGCGAUUGUGCGGGGGAUGUGAAGCGCGAGGAGUGCGGGAGGUGCGGGAGGGCGACGCCGAAGUGGACGGGGACGGUUGGGUAUCGGUUCUUGAUUCCAUCGGAGCGCAUGCGCGAGGUGAACCCUGAGCAUCAUGCGUUGAAGGUCACGUCGCCCAUGAGCCACGUCAUCACGUAUCCCAUCUCACACGGAAAGUACCUCAACUGGAUCGGCUUUGUUACGAUCCCGGGAGGUGAGGGCACGACAUACCCCAAGAAAUGGGUCAUCGACUCGACGCAAGAGGAGGUCACCGCGCAUUUCAGCGGCUGGGAGCCCGAAGUUGAUCAGAUGCUUAAGCUCGUGGAGAAGCCGACACUUUGGGCAAUCCAUGUUAUCGAGAAUCUGCCCUUCGCCGUCGAUGGGUGCGUUGCACUCAUGGGCGACGCCGUGCACGCCAUGACCACUCACUUUGGAGCUGGAGGCGGACAGGCGAUCGAGGACGCGUUCAUCCUCGGCCGCCUCCUCGCCGACCCGCGCACGACCCUCCCGCUCGUGUCCCGUGCGUUCCAGAUCUACGAAGACGUGCGGCUCCCGUUCGCGCGCACCGUCGUCAACGACGCGCGCAAGGUGGGGCUCAUGUACGAGUUUAAUUGGCCCGGGCUUUACAACGGCGCGCCGCUCUCCGAAAGUGAGGGAGAGGGCGGGGAGGAUGUGAUGAAGGAGGAGACGAGGCAGCUUGGGGAGCUCGCGGAGGCGAUACAGGAGAUCUGGCAAUGGCAAUGGAAGGAGAAGGUUGAGGACCAGUGGGAGGAGGUUGAUAGGCGGUUUGAGCUGCUUGUUCAGGGGAAGGGCGGGGCGGCUGCAGCGAGCGACGCGAAGAAGGUGCGGCGGCGUUCGUACAAGUGCUUAGUGAUGUAA
Trametes versicolor FP-101664 SS1 is the source of this 1449-nucleotide messenger RNA. RefSeq names its product FAD/NAD-P-binding domain-containing protein. The record is from RefSeq and is a predicted model, not a curated record. Gene Ontology annotation, biological process: secondary metabolite biosynthetic process. Gene Ontology annotation, molecular function: FAD binding. Lineage: Eukaryota; Fungi; Basidiomycota; Agaricomycetes; Polyporales; Polyporaceae. The transcript is spliced from 6 exons. The annotation marks the transcript as partial.